CAGACAACUCUUUGAACACAUGUGCAAGUCGCAUUUCACUACCAAGUUGUAUUUUACCUAGACGACAGUGACCGGUGACUCUUACGUUAGCUUUCUAUCGUCGGCUCUAUUUCUGUUACAUGAAGAUCUUACUUGUUACUUGACGUUUGGGAACCAACGGCUUCUUCAUUCAGGCGGCAGCUCCCGCCAAUUGGUGCCACGGCAACAGUACAGGAUGGCUGGCGCAUCAUCAGGAUCAUGUCGAUAUUAUUCAAGCAGGUGUUCCCUGCCAUCAGCUUGGGAGGCUCGUGCCAGCUUGCGCAGUGACCAGCUGGCGAUGAGCUUUCUCAAGGUGGAGGGCCCCCGUGUGCGCUACGUGGGUCCGGGUGAGGACGACUCGCACGCUGCUGCCAUCCGCGCCAACCUGCCGGUGCCCGCGGACUGCUCGCUGUACUACUUUGAAGUGCGGGUGCUGGACAGGGGGCAGGAUGGCUUCAUCGGAGUGGGGUUCUGCACCAGUGACGUACGGCUGGCUCGGCUGCCGGGCUGGGAGGGGCACUCGUACGGAUACCAUGGGGACGACGGGCACGCAUUUGCGGGCCAGGGUGUGGGGCGGCCGUACGGUCCCCCGUACGGCACCGGUGACGUCAUCGGAGCGCUGUACGACAAAGUGGAACGUACAAUUUCGUACUUCAAGAACGGCCGGCCGUUGGGAGUUGCGUUCCGUGAGGUGCAGGAGGCGACCCCGCUGUACCCCUGCGUGGGCAUGCGGACUCGGGGUGAGGCGCUGGCUGCCAAUUUCGGCACGGGCGCGGAGCCCUUCCGGACGGACUUGCAUGCACUGCAGGCCGACCAACAAGCGCGGGUGCUCGCAAGCGUACGGAAAACCCAGCUACCUCUCCUCUCCAGCCGCGGUACGGCACUCCUGCCUCAACUCAUGUACGACUACCUGAUUCACCAGCGGUACGGAAGUACGGCGGCCCUGCUGGCUCGAGAUCUGCUUCGACCCUCCUCCUCCACGUCAUCUUCAUGCCGUGACCCUUCAUCUUCUCCCUUGUCACCGUCACCUUCUUCCUCCCACUCGCCAUCCACAAUGGCCCCCGGCAAGCCCAAGCAGCCGUUACAGCAACUGUCUCAACAGCAGCAACAUGAGUCGUACAAUAAUGACCGGUACGACGAUGAGCAGCAGGUUUUGGCGGAUAUUGCCGUACGGCAGCAGGUGUACGAUCUAGUGGUCGGGGGUCGGAUAGACGAGGCGCUGGGGGUGCUGCGGGAGAAAUACCCACCAGAGCUGCUCCUGGAGCGCCCCUCCGUGGACUUCCGACUACGGCUGCAGAAGUUUGUUGAAAUGGUGGCGGCAGCGAACAGCGGCAGCAGCGGCAACAGAGCUAGUGGUACGGCAGCUGGGGCCUCGGCACCGGCGGAGGUGGGGAAGGCAGGCGCCUCCAGCGGUAGCGGUAGCGGGGGAGCUCAGUGCGGCAAAGCAGGCGAGAGCGAGGUGGGCGGCAGCACAACCAGCAAGGCAGGAGGGGAGCCGGUAGCAGCAAGGGAGGCGGGGUUGGCAGCCUCGCCACCCGGUGGGGGGGACAUGAUGCAUGUAGACGACCCGGAGGAAGAGGAAGGGUCGGAAGGGAUGCUGAAAGGAGAGGAAACGGCGUCAGAGUCGACCGCAGCACCGGCAGCAGUAGCAGCACCGGCGGCGGCGCCUCCACCACCUCCACCGCCUCCCCCCAGCACUCGGGAGAUCCUGGAGUACGGCAGCUGCGAGGUGAUGAUGAGAUGUCGUACGGAGGCGGACCGGGAGUUGCUCACGGACGCCUUGUCGCUGCUCGCCUUCCACCACCCCGCCUCCUCGCCAGCCGGCUACCUGCUGAGACCGGGGCAUCGGACCUCCCUCGCGGAGGAGCUCAACGGCGCCAUGCUGAGCUGCCGGGGCCGCCCCGCCACCGCCCCCCUCACCCAGCUCUAUCGGCAGCUGGGGGCGCUACUAGGGGAACUGAAGGGAAGGGAUGAGCCGCAGGUGUUGGCGCUUCCCGACUUGCGCUCCCUCCUCCUGGAACCUCCUGCACCGCCCCAGCACCAUCAGCAGCAGCCCCCUGCAAGCACUGGUGAGGGCGGUGGCGGCAGGUCGGGGUGGGAGGAGCAGCAGCCCCAACCCGAGCAGCAGCAGCAGCAGCAACCGCCGCCGGCAGCUAUUGCCAUUUCAUCACUCGCUAGCCUAGCAGCAGCACUAGGGAGGACUGGCGUG
Messenger RNA from Astrephomene gubernaculifera, 2227 nucleotides. Lineage: Eukaryota; Viridiplantae; Chlorophyta; Chlorophyceae; Chlamydomonadales; Astrephomenaceae. The record is from the annotation of a GenBank genome assembly.